UUUGCAUGAAGGACACAGAGUUAAAGCCCGCGUCUCUCUUCAGCAGGUAGACUGUCCAUUUCAAACAGGCAGAGAGAUGAAAGACGAGAUCGCCGCCACCGUGUUUUUCAUCACCAGGCUCGCUAAGAAGCACGGCAGAGCGGGCAGGAAGCACCUCGAGGAGUUUGCGGUUCAGCUGACGGCGAUACUGUUCGAGAGAUACAGGAGCCACUGGUACCUGUCCGAGCCGGCCAGGGGGCAGGCGUUCAGGUGCAUCAGAAUGAACCGGUACCAGCUGAAGGAUCCUCUGCUAGAGAGAGCCUGUCUGGAGAGCAGCAUGGACUAUGAGGACCUGGGCCUGCCCAAGGAGAUCACCGUGUGGGUGGACCCGUAUGAAGUGUGCUGUCGGUAUGGGGAGAGGAACCCUGUGUUCAGUGUGGCUCAGUUUGAAGGUCAGGGGGAGAAGCUGGAGCUGUCUCGGUGUAUCAGCAGUGCUGUGGAGAAGGCCACGUCAGACUACCACUCUGGGGCCUCCUCUGACGAGGACAGCUUCUGCAGCAGCAGCCAGGAGCCCAAGAGCAUCCCCACAGUCAGCAACCCCAACAGCGUCUACCAGUUCAGUGACUUCUCAACCCAGCCUGUGCAGUCCUGGGCUCCAUAUAUCAACAGGAAACAGUACCCAGCUGAGAGCUACCGCCAACACCAGCCAGCAGGGGGUGCUAGUGCCAGCAGCGGGUACAAGAGCUACAGGCCCUUGGCUGCUUUCUCCGGUCCGCGCGUCGACCGGUUCCACUGGGUCAGUAAGAAGCGCUCCUAGUGGCUUCCAUGUGACUAUCCAGCUGCACUUCAGAGCUGUGACAUGAGUGAUGUCGCUGAGGCUGUCUCUCCCUGCAGAGCGGGAGAGCACACCUCUUAUAUUGCAAGUGCUUGUAUCAAUGACUUUUUAAUGAAUCCUUCCUUUGUCUGUCUUUUUAAGCAA
Messenger RNA from Polyodon spathula (Mississippi paddlefish), 958 nucleotides. It is a transcript of the gene btg4, whose product is annotated as B-cell translocation gene 4. The transcript has 4 exons. Lineage: Eukaryota; Metazoa; Chordata; Actinopteri; Acipenseriformes; Polyodontidae. Gene Ontology annotation, biological process: negative regulation of mitotic cell cycle; negative regulation of cell population proliferation. The record is from RefSeq and is a predicted model, not a curated record. The coding region runs from base 77 to 796 and encodes 239 amino acids. Gene Ontology annotation, cellular component: nucleus; cytoplasm.